AUUUACCCCCGCAACCCCUCAUAUUCAAAAACAAGACCAAGACCUUCUUUCAAUAUGUGCAUGAAAGUGAACUGCUCGAACUGCAACAAAGCCACCUGGUGGGGCUGCGGCGCGCAUAUCCCCUCCGUUCUGGACUCGGUUCCGGAGAGUGAGCGCUGCACUUGUGCGCCCAAGGUGGUGCGCGAUGGAAAGGAGUACCCGCCUAAGGCGGAGAAAUGACUAUCUUCGGGGUGUGUUGUUUGUUAAGUAGAUUAGAGGGGGGUUUGGUGAUGAUGUUAUGGGAUGUUGAUGGGGCUAAUUCGAGUUUGUUCGGGGAUAGGACCGACUGGUAGUAGGUGGUAGAUACGUUUUAUGAUUAAUACAAGGUAUAAAUUUCUUCUGC
Messenger RNA from Aspergillus eucalypticola CBS 122712, 382 nucleotides. RefSeq lists its product as uncharacterized. The record is from RefSeq and is a predicted model, not a curated record. Bases 55 to 219 code for a protein of 54 amino acids. The transcript is spliced from 2 exons. Lineage: Eukaryota; Fungi; Ascomycota; Eurotiomycetes; Eurotiales; Aspergillaceae.